UGUGUGUGUGUGUGUGUUUGUGGCAAGCGCUGGCAUUCGUCCCGGUCACGGGAACGUCUGUGUUGCCCGAGUUUGCCAAGGGUCAAUAUACGAAACGAGGGGACAUGUCAUGGAAUUAGAAAGGGUAAAAAGGAAAAGAAACUGGAAAAGAAGAUGAGAGGGGAAUGCUCCAUCAAACAAAGGUGAGAGACGAACGCGCGGCGAGACGGCGAUGCUGCGUUUGUAGAAGAAGAUGACGGGAGAGAGCGAGAGAGAGAGAGAGAGAGACAGGGAGGGAGCAUCACUGCGAGCAUGUGACGAUCAAGAGCAACACAAACGCGGAGGAGAGAGCGAAAGAGAGCGGCCGAGACGCGCAGACGACUCGAGGAUUAUUCGAGAUGGGAGCAAAAAGACCAGGACGCAAUCAUAAGGACGAGAAAAGACGAGGAAAACAUCAAAUGCAAAGUCUUUGCCAACUCAUCGUCUGCAGGCCAUUGGUCAGAAACUGGGACAAGCCUCGAUAAUGGCAAGUUGCUAAACCACUGAGGGAAAGGACAUCGAAGCGUUUGUUGAGUGCCGAGCAGUCGCAUUCCGGCACGCUACCGCUUCCCUGACUCACUUCCGAUCGGACGGAAUCGGGCUGACUUCGACCCAUGCCCCCGCCCGCCCCGUCUGCCUUCAGCUCCUCGGGGGGCUGAGGCGACCCGCCGAAGAGCAUGGGCAGGAGGGUGGCCGACCCCACCAAUCCCGUGCCCGCGCUUGGGGUCCCUCUGACGGUGGGACGAUGGGGCCCGCCGUGCAGCGUCGCCGUGCAGACGUCUCCCGGACCGCGGACUCUCCCUUCCGUCGAACGACACGUCGGCCGAGCGGCCGACCCGCGGCGAGCCCUCGCCGCGGCGACAAGCGCAGCGGACAAAGCGGAAGUCGCCAGGAGUGACGGCGGCGGUCUGCCGCUGUCCAAGGAGACUUCGCAGAACGAAAUCAACAACCUGACGCAGGACGACAUCGGGUCACAAGGGUCGGGCAGCGACGUUUACUGCCAGAUAAAAAUGAUACGGACGAAUCCGACAGACUCUAAAGGGAAAAGGAUAUCGAAGUACGCCAAUGGCAGCGUGGUGGGGUCUGAUAUGUUGGGAGGCGUCUGCACUGAGGCCCCGGAAGUCGAGGAAGAGAGCCAAGAGAAAGGAAGGGUGCAAUCUCCUCGUGAGGAGCGACAACGUUCUUUGUUCAAGACGGGGGGCGUUCGCACAACCGUUCACGCCGCUCCGCCUCGGCCCUGUCGGACGGCGACCGCCUCCUCGCCCCAGCUGUGCGGAACGUGCGGGAGAAAGCGGUCGCCGCUCACCCAGUGCACAGGCGCUUGUCGCAGAAGGGCCGCACCUCAAAUAUCGUCCAACCCUGCACGGAAGCAGAGCGCGCUCCAGGACCACGCGAGAAAGGAGUCGGCUUUGGACGCCAGGAACCGAGACGCGUCGGUGAAAAGCAGUAAAAUCCCGCAGUUGUCACACACAAUACCGAAAGCGCACAGUUCACACUCCAGCCGUGAGGCACCCGCUCACAAUCAAACAAUGAAUCAGCAGGCGAGGCCGCAUUCUGCAGAGUUUACACACUGCAAGGACACGGCCACACAAACAGCUGACACACACACUCGCAGGACGGCAGCGCUAACGGACUCACCCACGACGACAGAACCAUCGUUAGCAGACAAACACAGGCGUUGUAAAAGCCAGCAUCCAAGUUUAAACUCCACAGCUUCAGAACCUUCUCCUCGUGCAGAUAUCAAAUGUAGCAGCCCUCCAGCUCUCCCUGCAAAAAACUCCCCAAAAUCUGCCGUCCCCAAACCAUCCGGUCUCGUAGACCCCGACAAAAACACACAGCCCAAACCAAACUCCUCCAAAGAGACGAAAGCGAAGAACUCUACCAAACAGAAGAGCAAAUCUUUCGAUGACCACACUCAGUCUUGUAAGACUCAUAAAGCGGCGCAAUGUAACGGCGCUCCAGCGGGACUCCCGGCUGGGAGCGCACCUCGCGGCCUGGAAAGCAAAUUGCAGUGUGUGGAGGACAGCCUUGUGUCCAAUCAGGAGAAGAUCAAGGUGCUCCUCAACGUCAUCCUCGACCUGGAGAAGAGCAAGGCCUUCAGCGAAGGCCGCAGCUCCUACAGGACGGGUCAGGACAUCAACAACUGUCCCACCUGCCAGAAGACAGCUUGCAUCAUCUACAGUGUGGAGCAUGACUUCCGCCAGCAGGAGGGCCGCUUCCGGCGGGUGAUGGAGUCCCUGGAGGGAGAGUACGACGUGCCCGCGCCGCCGGUCACCAAAGCCGCGCUGGCCGCUUCCCAGGCCGACCGGCCCGGCGCCAAGGCCCGCGUCAAGAAACUCCGCAAAAAGUGUUUCUGGUGGCUCUGAUAUCGCAGCGGCCUCCGAGGGACGCUCGGCCCGGUUGAGUCCGGAAAGUUCCGCCGCACAGGAAUUUUACGGUGCCGUUUUGGCUUUGGAAAAGAAGUGGCAAUGAGACACGGAUAUGAAAUCCAAAGGAGCUGCUAAACAUCGAGACAAAUGUAAUGUAUACCAGAUCUAUUGAUUCAUGUUCCAGUUGUGGUCCAAAUGGGGAGCCCGUGUUCCAUAAUUUGGAGCAAACGGAUGGAGCAUGAACACUUGAACACUUGAGACCGUUUGCCACCCGGCAAAGUCUUUUGUCACAAGGAUUUAUGGCCGAAUGGAUUCGUGCACGUGGAUGGGAAUGAAUCACAAAGCGACCGUUUUGGCUUAAUCGCCGUGGGAAAUAUCGGUGGUAGAUAUUUCCCACAUCGAAAAUCCCAGGAAUUUAACAGCUUAAUGUUGGUACAUGUUUCUGAAGUCGAAUAACGUAGAAUUAAGUGAAGCAUCGGCGAGGAACUCAAUAACGCAACAAGAGAGAGCAAAGUGUUGCAGACGACAAUACGGAGCAGCCGAUCACGGGCUGACAGGCGGCCUCACAUGAUUAACAUUUAUGUCACCGCUGAGACUGAUUGAUUCACACCUCAGGCUCAAGCUUUCUACAGUCCAUUCAUUCGGGACUCAUACACGUGCAGACCGUCAAAGUAUAGGAGCCGCACUGUUAAGUGUUCAUUGCUUGUAUUCUUGGUUCCUUGAGACCAUUCUGAGCCCAAAGUAGCAAAAUAGGGAGAGGAAAAAAAACUGUUUGUUACAAACUAAUGCACACUAAAUGGGGCCAGCUUUUGUGAAACUUUCAAACAAUAAUAAUGCCCAUUUUGGAUUUAAAUACAUACUACAUGCUUGAAGAUCAUUGUUGAGAGUUCUCAAAUGUGGAUGAACUGUAUUUUCCCAUUACAGUUUUUAUGUUGUUGUUUUUUUUUUUGGGGGGGGGGGGGGGGGGGUCGUGGCUAAAGCGUGGCCGAGUGACGCAGCUCGGCCCCGACGUGAGUCGUCCUCCCUGACAGCCGACAUGUGCCAGACAAAGUCGCAUCCGUCUUCCCGGUAUUUGAUUGACAGUUGCCGGGUGAGCACGGACAAGCAGAAAGCAUUUGAGAGCGGAGAGAACCGUCGGAUUUCUCGCAAUUCUGAAGCCUCAUUUGAUAUCUUUUAACCAUGAAAAUUUGGCAGGGUUGUUAACACUCAAACAUUGAUUUUCAUUGUACUUUUACAGUACAGUAUUUUUCUUUUCAUAUACUUCCCCACCACUGCAUCAGACUGCGAGCUGUGUCUAAUUUACUUUUCACGUAGCUAAAUAACGUUACCCCGACAGCAGUUUUAUACCUCUGAAAAGUAAGUGGACUUUAUUUUGAUUAUUGUAUUAUUUUGCCAAUGUUUCUUUCUUGUUUCUUCUUUUUUGGGGAAUGGGGGGAACAACUCCCAAAAAUGCUUAGUGGUGGUUUAGCCCCGCCUAGUCAAAAUUUGCGGUGUUUCAAGUCAAAUUUCAAUGCAAUUAUAAUGGGUGCCAAUUGUGCGCAGAUUGGCAGGGGGCUGCGAAUAGCGAACGUCCACUCUAUUGCUAAAUGAACUAUUAAUUAUCCUGAGUCAAUUGUCCUCCACGACUAAUUAUCUACCUGGCGGCCUCAAUCAAAACGAAACCUUUUCUUUAUGACUGCACAAAUUAUGUUUGGCUCUCUCUCUCUCUCAUCUUAUUAAACACAUGGUAAUCAUGUUGUUGCCAGUCAGCAUACGACCCUAUCAAGACAAACACGUAUAUACAUUUAUAUCUCGAGUAUAAAUCUGACAUAUAGCCUUAAAGCUGCUGCUUGGGUAUUUACACUACAGUAAAGAUACUCCUGCAACAGACAAAUUCAAGCCCACAUCUCAUCAAGUCUCUUUGUCAGGUUGACGUAGUGGAUUCCAUUCAGGCGAGUUGACAGUUAAACAAUUUAUACAGAUGCCGACUCUUUAUUGAGUAGAAGUGAACCAGUUGAGUCAUAAAAAUCACACGUGGCUGUCUUUGUAACACUCUCUCUCUCACGCACAAACUAAGACAGUUUGGUUCCAAGCAAUUCAAACCUCUCACAUCGUAAACACCUCAUUCAGCUAACAGCUGACAAGUAGCCAACAAUUGCAACCUUGGAUGAUUCUUUGUUUGUUUUUUGUAAAGCUUUCCCACUUCUCCUGAUAUUCCUCCCACGUGUACAAUACAAAUGUGUAUUUUCCACAAGGCGCACUAUUGCUGACUCAACGUGAAGUCGACUGUAUAAAUUGCAAAUAUGCCGUUGUUUCCAAACAGCACACCAAGAGACAAUGAUAUGAUAUCAUAUAGUAUGGGCAGAAACCUUCAGGAACAGUAACAACAGCUAAACCAUUGAUUCGCCAGCCACAAAAUUAGGUCGAGUCAUGGCUAAAAACAUUGGCACCCUUGGGUGCGAUAUAAAAUGUCAAUGCAAAACUGUAUUAUACUGCCAAGUCGCACGCACCAAAAUCAGCUACAAUGAAUUCAUGAUGCAGAAAACCGAUUACUGCUUCUGUUUAAUUAUGUUAUUACUAUAUUUUUAUAAAGUACAGCAUCAUAGAUUGCUAUUUUCCGUAUCAAAAACACAACUAAUAGUUUCGUUUUUUGGGGGGGGUUGGGGGCUGGAAUGGAUCGAUGGGAUUUGGAUUCAUUUCAAUGGGGAAAGAUGACUUACGUGAGAUACACGUUGUGAAUUACAAGCGCGGUCACUUGGGCCGUUCACGAACGGGUGCCAACUCCGCUCGGACUUCGAGUCUGAGCCCAAGUAGCCGCGGAACAAAUUCAACUCGGAUUUGAAGGCACGUCUGUCUUGUUAAAUGAGCACAAGGCAACAAUCAGGGCACACGCAUCUUCGGUUCCUAUAUUGCUUCAAAACAUUUAUUUACGACGCUAAACAUUCUUAAGUCAUUGUAACCAAGUAUUUGGUAAACAAGAGCGGUGUAACAGUUUGUCAUGUUCAAGCUACUGCUGCACUUCAAUGUCUGCAAUAAUCUCGGGCGAUGUGGUCAACGAGCUUCUACCAUUGGUAAGUGACAAAGAUAAUGGUUUAAAAAGGUGUUCAUUUAAGAAAGAGUCAAAAAUAAACACUGUUUAAGCUCCCUUGUGUAGUGGUCCAGUUAAUAUCCCUAUGACAGUGUCAAACAAAAGUGAACAUUAUUAUAUUUGUAAAAUGUAUAUUAAUUUCGAUACAGCAUCUCGUCAGAUUGAUCAAGGUUCCCUAAUCAAAUAGCAUUGUAAUUGUUAUUGUGCAUUGCUAUAGUUGCCCAUUGUAGCAUUUGCAAAGAAUGACUUACAAUUAGAGCAUGCUCUCGGCCCAUUGUGAUGACCGUCUGGUUGAUGAUCCUCAGCAAGGAUGCCACAAUGUCUUUAAUGUGCUCAAACGUUUCCCCCUAAGAACACAGCCACACAGAAAAAAAACAAAAGAGCUCAGGUGCACAUCAAAACAUGCGCAGCUGUGGAAGAGCCGCUGCAAAAAAAGCAAAAAAACAAAAAUCAAAACAGGACACAGUCUUCACUAUGCAGGAAAUGAGUCUCAGGAAAAUCUUUUGACUUGCAAGAGAUUCUGACGUGUGUGCGUGCGCGCUUCCAUUUCCAUUCCUUUGUGGACACUUUUCCCAUUUGAGAAGACGAUGAGGACUAUCCGAAGCUCUCGGUUUCACAUUCUACAUUCCUGAUGUAAAAUUCCAAAAGCCUGAAACUGAAA
This is a messenger RNA of Phycodurus eques (leafy seadragon), 6115 nucleotides long. It is a transcript of the gene insyn2b, whose product is annotated as protein INSYN2B. Gene Ontology annotation, biological process: inhibitory postsynaptic potential. The transcript is spliced from 4 exons. Gene Ontology annotation, cellular component: postsynaptic density. NCBI's taxonomy places the organism in Eukaryota, Metazoa, Chordata, Actinopteri, Syngnathiformes, Syngnathidae. The coding region runs from base 696 to 2384 and encodes 562 amino acids. The record is from RefSeq and is a predicted model, not a curated record.